This is a messenger RNA of Rattus norvegicus (Norway rat), 6647 nucleotides long. It is a transcript of the gene Apba1, whose product is annotated as amyloid beta precursor protein binding family A member 1. Gene Ontology annotation, biological process: synaptic vesicle exocytosis. Lineage: Eukaryota; Metazoa; Chordata; Mammalia; Rodentia; Muridae. The record is from RefSeq and is a predicted model, not a curated record. Gene Ontology annotation, cellular component: perinuclear region of cytoplasm; Golgi apparatus; nucleus.
AGUCGCAGCCGCCCGGCCCUGGCGCGCGUCACGAGGGCGAGCGGGCGGCGAGCAGGGGGUGGGGCCGCGGCCGGAGGGGCCCGAGCGGCUGCCGAGCAAAAGCCGGAGGAACGGGGCGCGGGCGGCUGCGGUCCCGGUGGCGGCGGGGGAAGAUGGUGGCGCUGGAGACGGGAGCAGCUGGAGAGCAGCUUUAUUCCCAGGCUUGGCACGGUCGCUGUCACUAGCGCCGCCUGCUCCCGCGGGCCCGCGGACCCAGCUGUCAGGCAAGGUACCACCGCCAGGGCGGGCUGGGCCCCGUGAAGCCAAAAUGAGCACACAGUGAGCCAGCGCAGCCUCUCGCCAGCCAUCCCCCGACGCCCACCAUGAACCACUUGGAGGGCUCCGCGGAGGUGGAGGUGGCCGACGAGGCGCCAGGAGGGGAGGUGAACGAGUCCGUGGAGGCCGACCUGGAGCACCCCGAGGUGGAGGAAGAGCAGCAGCCGCAGCCGUCGCCCCCGCCGCCCGCAGGUCACGCACCCGAGGACCACCGCGCGCAUCCGGCGCCGCCGCCGCCGCCACCACCGCAGGAGGAGGAGGAGGAGCGCGGCGAGUGCCUGGCUCGCUCGGCCAGCACCGAGAGCGGCUUCCACAACCACACGGACACCGCUGAGGGCGACGUGCUCGCCGCGGCCCGAGACGGCUACGAGGCGGAGCGCGCGCAGGACGCCGACGAUGAGAGCGCCUACGCCGUGCAGUACCGGCCCGAGGCCGAGGAGUACACGGAGCAGGCGGAGGCCGAGCACGCCGAGGCGGCGCAGCGGCGCGCGCUGCCCAACCACCUGCACUUCCACUCGCUGGAGCACGAGGAAGCCAUGAACGCCGCCUACUCGGGCUAUGUCUACACGCACCGGCUCUUCCACCGCGCCGAGGACGAGCCCUACGCCGAGCCCUACGCCGACUACGGCGGCCUCCAGGAGCACGUGUACGAGGAGAUCGGGGACGCGCCUGAGCUGGAGGCGCGCGACGGCCUGCGGCUCUAUGAGCGGGAGCGCGACGAGGCGGCCGCCUACCGCCAGGAGGCCCUAGGCGCGCGGCUGCACCACUACGACGAGCGCUCCGACGGCGAGUCCGACAGCCCCGAGAAGGAGGCGGAGUUCGCGCCCUACCCGCGCAUGGACAGUUAUGAGCAGGAAGAGGACAUCGACCAGAUCGUGGCCGAGGUCAAGCAGAGCAUGAGCUCGCAGAGCCUCGACAAGGCGGCCGAAGACAUGCCCGAGGCGGAGCAGGACCUGGAGCGCGCCCCGACCCCGGGAGGGGGACACCCCGACAGCCCUGGGCUGCCAGCACCUGCCGGGCAGCAGCAGCGAGUUGUGGGAACCCCGGGAGGCAGCGAGGUUGGUCAGCGGUACAGCAAGGAAAAGAGGGAUGCCAUCUCGCUGGCCAUCAAGGACAUCAAGGAGGCCAUCGAAGAAGUGAAAACCAGGACCAUCCGUUCGCCUUACACCCCCGACGAACCCAAAGAGCCCAUCUGGGUCAUGCGCCAGGACAUUAGCCCCACAAGGGACUGUGACGACCAGAGGCCCGUGGACGGAGAUUCUCCGUCUCCUGGCAGUUCCUCACCCCUGGGUGCUGAGUCAUCAAUCACACCCCUUCAUCCCGGUGACCCCACGGAAGCCUCCACUAAUAAAGAGUCAAGAAAAAGCUUGGCUUCAUUCCCAACCUACGUUGAAGUUCCUGGACCCUGCGACCCUGAAGACUUGAUCGAUGGAAUUAUUUUUGCUGCCAAUUACCUUGGUUCCACUCAGCUACUCUCAGACAAAACUCCCUCCAAAAACGUGCGCAUGAUGCAGGCCCAGGAAGCAGUAAGCCGGAUCAAGCAGACGGCCCAGAAAUUAGCCAAAAGCAGGAAGAAGGCUCCUGAAGGCGAAUCUCAGCCAAUGACUGAGGUGGACCUCUUCAUCUCCACCCAGAGGAUCAAAGUGUUGAAUGCAGAUACACAGGAGCCUAUGAUGGACCACCCUCUGAGGACCAUUUCCUACAUCGCAGACAUUGGGAACAUCGUCGUGCUGAUGGCCCGCAGGCGGAUGCCCCGCUCCAACUCCCAGGAGAAUGUGGAGGCCUCUCACCCAUCCCAGGAUGCAAAACGGCAGUACAAGAUGAUCUGUCAUGUCUUUGAGUCUGAGGACGCCCAGCUGAUCGCACAGUCCAUCGGGCAGGCCUUCAGCGUUGCAUACCAGGAGUUCCUCAGGGCCAACGGGAUUAACCCAGAAGACCUGAGCCAAAAGGAGUACAGCGACCUGCUCAACACCCAGGACAUGUACAACGAUGACCUGAUCCACUUCUCCAAGUCGGAAAACUGCAAAGAUGUCUUCAUAGAGAAGCAGAAAGGAGAAAUCCUGGGAGUUGUGAUUGUGGAGUCUGGCUGGGGAUCCAUUCUGCCAACCGUGAUCAUUGCCAACAUGAUGCACGGAGGCCCCGCCGAGAAGUCGGGGAAGCUGAACAUCGGGGACCAGAUCAUGUCCAUUAACGGCACCAGCCUGGUGGGCCUGCCCCUGUCCACCUGCCAGAGCAUCAUUAAGGGCUUAAAGAACCAGUCCCGCGUGAAGCUGAACAUCGUGAGGUGCCCCCCAGUGACCACAGUGCUAAUUAGGAGGCCGGACCUUCGCUACCAGCUGGGUUUCAGCGUGCAGAAUGGAAUUAUCUGUAGCCUCAUGAGAGGGGGAAUAGCUGAGAGAGGAGGUGUCCGCGUGGGACAUCGGAUCAUUGAAAUCAACGGCCAGAGUGUCGUAGCCACACCACACGAGAAGAUCGUCCACAUACUCUCCAAUGCUGUUGGGGAGAUCCACAUGAAGACAAUGCCAGCAGCCAUGUACAGACUGCUGACAGCCCAGGAGCAGCCCGUUUACAUCUGAGCCGCACCUCCGCGGCGUGGCAGCAUGCAUGGAGGACUCUCCUCACCGUGGUUGUGUUUCUUGUGCUGCAUCUGUGUGUCCACUGAGACAUUCCCCUCUCGCACCCAACGUUUGGUUUUACACAGGAAGAGAAGAAUCGGCAAGGGCCUCUUUGCUCUCUGUCUCUCUCCAGUUCGCUUUUUUAUGUUCCAUCCUUAACACCAGGGAAGUUUGGUGUGUGCCCUCCUGAGGGUGGAGAGCAGCUAAUAUACCUAGGAUCAUGGUGGAGGCCUUUGGGGGAUCUUAAAGUGGUUGUUACUGCCCAAGGAGGCAUCAUCCCUCCCCAAGAGACACACACUUCCCUGAAGGAGCUCUCAGAGGCAGCACAGGAGAUGACUGAGCAGUGCCUAAAACUCACUUGCUGAUCUCUCCGCCCUCCUCACCUCACUGAUGGAAAGAUGGUUGGUGACAGGUGACAGCACUGAAUAUCCUUAAAGCCCACAUCUUUAAGGAUGUUUGCUGCCUGCUGUGUAGUUGGAGCCCCGCACAUUAUUUCUGCCCAGAAUUUCUGAGCCACUUUUAAAUCCCUUCCCUAGUUUCUUUUAGUUGCAAUGUGUGUGCUAAUUCAGGCCUAACUUCUGAGAAACAAGGACAAGGAUGCUGUGACACCCACCUCAGAGGUCCUGGCAAGUCACAGGGCCUCCAAGGUUCCCCAGGUUUCCAAGGUUACCAAUUGGAGGAUAACCACUGGCAGGUACUGUCCUAACGUACUUGCACAGGCGCUUAUGUGUAACACACACACACACACACACACACACACACACACACACACACGAGCCCUGCUCAGUGUUUCAUUUGCCCUCUGCCUGUAUCCAAGCAGGCUAAAAACCUAGCACACAGACUCUGUGGAGAACCCCCCAGCACCUCUCUGGAAGAUCUCCCCUCCCCUAGCAUAAGGUUGACCUAGGCAGAAAGCUGCAGGCCUUGUCCUAAGACAGACACUCUCCUGGCCUUCUCUAUCCCAAUUGGCUCAGAGUCCCCUCCAGGACUCCCCCACCCCAUGUACACAACUGGAGGUUGUUCUUGAGGGACAAACCGUGAUGGGGGUGCCCUAGUGUCAUGCUUUCCUGCCUGAAGGCUAAGCCAGCCUGGGCCUGUUCACCACUACCAGUGAGGAUGUGAUAUUAUAAAGGCUAGGACAGAUAAGCCACUACAUCAGGCAGAAUUAACAAUUGGUGUUGGGCCUUAGGAAUCCCCAACUGUGCCCCAGACACAUCCUCUACUGUCUUGCAGAUCUGGGAGUUUGCAGCUGGUAUGGGAGGCUCGUGGUCUCCCCCAGAUGCCUCACGUUUUAGAUCACGUCUCAGUCCGUGCAUGUUUUAAUAAUGCCAUUCUGAGCCAGUUUCCACUUAUUCUUGGUCCAAAGAGCAGUUUGUUUCCAUGUGGAAUGUGGCUCUUUUUUUUCUUUUCUUUUUUUUUUUUUUUUUUUUUCUGUUCUUGUUUUGUUUCAUCGAUGACCUCAGUAGAGACAGGGGAAGAAAAACUAAUAUAUUUUGUAGUAUGGAUAUAAUCCCUGUUCUCUGCAUCUGGGAUAUUUAUAUUGUGUCUUUGGAAAUGGGAGUUCAGUGAGCAGUGUUGGGGAGGAUGGAUUUAUGGAGGGAAGAGAGGGAUCUAGGGGAGGGAGAGAUGUGAAUAGAAGAGAGGGAACAGGAGACUUCAGCCAGGGUGGGAAACAGUCAACCCCUGUUGACUUGAUGAGUUGUCUAGAGAGACUCUGGAGAGCCCGGUGCUUGCUGGGAACUGCAGUGAGCCCUCAGUUUUACUCUAGCACAAAAAGUCCCAGCGAUAUGAGACUCCGGCUGCCCAGAUGGCUGCCUGAGAAGGGCUGGGCCUGCUGCUGUGAGAACUAUGUGGAGUUGGGACCCUAGGAGCCAGGCCGUCUGGACUUGAUGUUAAGGCUGUCUAACCAAAUGCUCCUGCAUGACCAGGCCCAAGGUCAAACCCCAGGAAAGGUGGAGAGCAGGAGCCAUGGCUUGGGUUUUCUUUACAUCUCCUGAAAUAACUGAUCUGUCAGGUAUCUAAUAUAAUACACGCUGAGGGGUGAGACCCAUCUCUGCCAGAGAGGACAGCUAGAACAAAGAGAGACGUUAUUGCUGCCAUUUCUGGCAUUGGGAACCUGGGUAAAGUCACUUGACAGGCUUAUGUCCGUCCGUCUGGCCCAGGGUGGCCACCAUGGGCAGGCACCUAAGCACCUGGACAGGAAGGCAGAAGCAGGACCUCAGAGGCUAACUGGGACCAGUCAGGGGUAGACCCCACAGACCUCACUCCCAGUAAUCACCCCAGGGGAAGAGGAAAGAGAAAGUGUUUUCUAUUCUUGUUGCUCCCAACCCUGGAAGCCUUAAGAGGGGCUGAAAAGCAAGGCUUUUCUUGUGAGCUCUCCUAGGGAACUAAUAGUUUAGCACGAUUGUAAGGAUUACUUAGGCUUUUGUGUUAAGGAGGGUUCCUCCCUCCCAGAGGAAAGCCUGGUCCAGGCCCCCUGCUGAAGCAUGUUCUUCCUCUUUUGAGCAUCAGACUGAAUGAUUAAACUUGGGGUCAGGUCUCAUCUGGCAUCCUCAUAUACAUAGUUACAUAUGUAAAUAUCUCAUAGCUCCCAGUAAUGGGGCCAGCUACACACAGAGCUGCCCCCACAGCAAGCAAGGCACAAGCCACUCUGCCCACUCAGCUGGAACCCGCUGGUGACUUGGCUUUGGGGCAGGUUUCCAGAUCCACACCCCUCCCCCCAGUCCAAUGAGGUUGCACUAGAACCCACUCUGCCUCUGCCUUCUCCUCGGGAGCACUUCAGGGAGCCACCAUCAGCCUUGAGUUCACGAGAGGAGGAAAGCCUCACAGAUCCAGGCCAGGAGCCCACUUCCUGAGCGAUCCCUUCCUUCACAGCAGGCUCUGUGGGAGUCCAGGGGCGGGGGUAGAGCAGAGCAGGCGGCAGGCUGCCAUCUCCCUGCACACAGGUUUGCUUUCUGAACUUUGCCCGUCAACAUUGGCCUUCAGGGAGUCAGAGUAACCUACUACCUCCCCCAUCGCUCCCCUCCCUCCUCCUGCGGCCCCACCCACACCUAUGCUCCCCUUGGCACACUGAUGAAAACCCACCCACAGAGCCCUGCUCAGGUCUCUCCACCCACUGGUGUAGCUGUCACCAAUGUUUACAACCAAGGGCCACCUCUUCCUGAUGUUUUAACUCUCACCUUCACAAGGCUACCUGUUAGUUUGAGUUUCACCUCUGUCUGCUCCUUCCCUGGUUAGGGUCCACUGAGUACACAACUCUGAUUUUAUCUUCCCUCCAUCUAAGGCAGUGUGUGAUGUGGGAAUGAAAUCUCUUGUACAUACUUAGCACAGCACCUGGAGUACGAACUCGCACCCCUGUUCUGUAACGGGGUGCAUUAGCGCUUACUGUAAAACAUCGGGAGAAGUAUAGUAUUGUAUUUGUAACAAUAUCGUUCUUUGUAUACAUGAAACUCAAUGAUCUCUAUAUAUAAAUAUAAAUAUAUAUAAAUAAAAUAUAUCUACACGUGAGCCUGGAAUGUUGAUACUGCACACCCACUGAAUGUAUUUCCUCUGACAGUCUAAUCACCGGUCCUGGCCCACCCUCCCCUUCUUCAUGCCGUAGUGGCAGUUGUCUGGUUUGGGGUUGUGACGUAUUUAAUGUGCUCUCUCCUUAUUUAACUGAACGCUAAUGUCUGUAUAAGAAUUGCUGGAACAAUAAACAAGGACUUCACCCCCUUG